AUGGAAUUAAACGCAAGUAUCACUUUUUCUUACGGUGACAAUUACGAAUACCCUAACUCAACGGCCUGGUUCGCUAUAGUGCCACUGAUUGUCUCUGUAAUAUGCGUUGUGACUGUCGUCGGCAACAUUAUGGUGAUUGUUGCGUACUUUCGAGAUCAGAACAUCCGGGCCAGGGUGGCCAACCUUCUUAUCCUGAACCUUGCAAUCACGGACCUGACGGUGGGCGCCCUCUUGUGGCCCUUCAACCUCACAUGGCUCAUCAAAGACUACUGGCCGUUCGGUGAGGUCUUUUGUAAGAUAUCGUUGGUCGUUUCCCGCACGGUGACAAUGAUGUCUGUUCUAACCAUGGUCUUGAUCAGCUGGGACCGGUACUGUCUCGUGACCAUGGGAAUGCAGUAUCAGACGUUUCAGACGAAGAAGCGAAUCGGGCUAAUCAUCUGCAUUACUUGGGCAGUGGUAUUUGUUUGGUACACACUAAUGACGUUUGCGUGGAGUCCUAUAACCGGACAGUACAAGUUGGAUUAUGAGAAGGAUUGUGGAAGCGAAUUUAGGUCCAGUCUUGCUAUGAUACUGAUCUUGAACGUGAUAGAUUUCUUCAUUCCUCUCACAAUCAUCGUCGUCUUGAAUGUUGCUGUCUAUACCAACAUUAAACGGAGAUCCAAGGGUAUCGUAGGGCAGAGUCCUGCGGACGGAUUACCUACUCGAGCCACGACGCAAGCUAACGACGGGGAAUCCCUACGCCAAGACAUGUGCAAACCCUCAGCAGGGCCAUGUUUUAAGGACCAAGGUACUCUGGCCGAUUCAUCUAACACUUCUGCAAAUGCUUACACUGAGCCUACCGAGGCCCUGCCGAACGAAAACGUGUCCAAAAAUGCUCCACAAGCCAACGGGUCGGGCUCAAAGGAACGUACAUUUGCCAGACAUCGGAAAGCCGCUGUGGUCAUUGGCAUCCUUGUGGGAUGUUUCCUGGUCUGCUUGCUGCCUGUACAAUCAUUAUUAUUAAUUCUUUUAUUGCAAAAAAGGCACUUCGAAUUAAAAACAACAUCGAGAUUGAUUGAUCUUCAUGACUGUCUCAUCGUCGUAUUUGGUCUCCGUGUCUCGUGA
Messenger RNA from Strongylocentrotus purpuratus (purple sea urchin), 1104 nucleotides. Its product is annotated as histamine H3 receptor-like. Gene Ontology annotation, molecular function: G protein-coupled receptor activity. The record is from RefSeq and is a predicted model, not a curated record. The transcript is spliced from 4 exons. Lineage: Eukaryota; Metazoa; Echinodermata; Echinoidea; Camarodonta; Strongylocentrotidae. Gene Ontology annotation, cellular component: membrane. Gene Ontology annotation, biological process: adenylate cyclase-activating adrenergic receptor signaling pathway. The coding region runs from base 1 to 1104 and encodes 367 amino acids.